Molecule: messenger RNA, 7543 nt
Organism: Schistosoma haematobium
Lineage: Eukaryota; Metazoa; Platyhelminthes; Trematoda; Strigeidida; Schistosomatidae
Product: glycerol-3-phosphate O-acyltransferase 2, variant 2
Exons: 9
Coding region: 2439-3197 (252 amino acids)
Biological process (GO): biosynthetic process
Molecular function (GO): pyridoxal phosphate binding; L-alanine:2-oxoglutarate transaminase activity
Source: RefSeq, a predicted model, not a curated record
CGCAAACGGCAAAUUUUCAAAGACUUCAAGAAAUCAUGUGUGGAUUUCGCUUGGUGAAGAUUAUGGGUCGCUCGUGCACCAAUCUGACUGUUCGUGGAUAUCAAAAAAUGAGUUGUGAUACUAUCAAUCCUCAUGUGGUGAAGCUUCAGUAUGCUGUCCGUGGACCGAUAGUACUUAGGGCGCUAGAACUAGAGAGAGAAAUAUCCCAUGGAUCAAAAAAAAGAUUCAACAAAAUUAUCCGUUGCAAUAUCGGGGACUGUCAUGCGUCUGGUCAAAGGCCCAUCUCAUUUAUUCGUGAAGUUUUGUGUGCCGCGACAAAUACACAUAUAAUGGAUACCAACUUAGUUCAAGACGAUGCUAAAUUAAGAGCCAGGAGAUUUUUGGACAGUUGUGGUGGAAGUGUUGGUAAUUCAUUUGAAUAAACUCAUGAUUUUUUGACCAGACCAUAUCAAUUAUUUGAAGUGUGAUUUUACAUGACGUAUGUUAACGUUAUCUCAGUCGCUUAAAAUGUUUAGUCGAAUGCUGUUGGUUACUAGUCUAACGGUUCUCAUUCCCCUUGCUUCAUUAAUAGCAUCCGGGAGUCCCUUGGAAAUUAAUUUAGUCCGUCAACUGCGUGUGUAUUAAUAAAAUUAAUCCAACUAACACUAGUCCUAAUUCGAAUCAACUGGCUCGUUCAGCGAUUUCAUUUUCUAUCAAAUAGAGUGGGUAUUUCUACGAAGUCCUGACGUAUGCUUUGUGUUCGGCAUCAUUAUGUGACUUUGUUUAAAUUUUUAGAUAUAACGCUAGAUAUACCAAGUUAGUACCGCCAUUCAUUUUCAUUACACUUAUAUGUCUGGUAAUAUGCCUUUAAUAAUUCAAAACACUAAAACUGAUGAUUAGACCCAUCCUAGUGAAGGUGAGCGGCACGUUAGUAUCGAACGACAGUGAUGUCAAGUUCUCCUAAACAUUAUGUACAGAUAGUUUGCGUCAAACCAACAGGUAACUGGCAAGUAAGGGGAAAAUAUCAGGGAAAUACUACUAUCGGUUACUCACAAACGUAAACGAGUUUGAUUGCCAAGUUGAUUAUUUAUUUUGUGGACAGGCAUACUAAGGAAUAUUAUGAAUAAUUACUAUUUUAAACUGCUUUCUGUUGAAUGUUUACUAUUGCAACAGUUCCUUUCGGUGAUUUCAUUGUAAUUUUUACUUGAAUUGGGAAGUCUAUAAGUAUUCAUCAACAAACAAAGUAAUACCCCUUCAUGCAAUAUUCAACUAGUUAGUGUUUUUACUUUUUGAGGCAACAGAUGAAGUUAACCACAAGAGAUUUUGAAAAUAACUAAAUGACAUGGGAGCCCAGUGGAUAAUUUUUAGGAAGGAUUUCAGUUUCAGGUUCAUCAAAUGGUUGGUCAUACAAAGAAAUGUUAACUACUGUAUUCAACACCAAUAUCCUAGCAAGUUAACCAAUAUCUUCAAACUUGAAGAUGUAAGUCUUCAUGCUCGUAUGUACCUUUUGCUAAAGAUACAUAGUAUUAUAGACCAGUUUCUUUGUGACGUUUGGUUUUAAGUAGUUGUUCUGCUUAAGUUACUUCGUGAUAAAUUUCACUUUCAGACAGAUUGGUCUAUUUUGCCUUGCAACUCCUGUAGGUUUGCUUAAUUUACAGACGCCACAUUCGUUUAUGCCCACUUAUAUUCAAAAUCUAACAAGCUAAGUGUAAAUCAGCUAAGGUCAACAUGACUUACUAUACUGUUGCAGAUUACAAUUCGCUAAUGAAGUGUGAUAGCGUAAAAUACGAAAGGGUUUUAAAUAAACGGAAGUCAAAUACGUAAAUACUCCGUCACAGCUGUGACAAAUUUACGAUACAUUCUCUGAUCAAUAACUCAAAUUAUAAUUGUUUAGUCGUCUUAAAGUCAUAUUAUGUUCCUACUUCAGUCAGUCUCGGACUCCAGCGGUUUCAACUAACUGAAAUUCACCGUCUUAUUGGUGCACUUAACUUAUGCAGUUGGGCUUUGGUAUGGUUUUCGUUCACCUAAAUUAGAAUUGUUGUCAUGAUCCCACCCAUGAAGAUUCCUCUGGACUUUUAAUUUACUAAUAGUUCACCUUUGAAGUUGAAAAUAUUAUGGUUUCAGUUGUAGACCAAAAUAAUACUGUUGUGGAAGUUUGGUAGUUAAAAUUAAGAUACCGCUAAGCUUUAUGAUCUGUUGUUAACAAAGUGUAGACUAACAGAUGCCCAAUAACUUUAUUACCUGUGGACGUAUAAUUAAUUUUUCAUAUCAUAGGAGUCUACAGCCAGUCUACAGGCGUAGAAGUUGUCCGCGAAGAUGUUGCACAAUACAUAAAACAACGGGAUCAGUUAUCAGCUAAUCCCCAAAAUAUUUUCUUAUCCAAUGGGGCAAGUGAAGCCGUUAAGUCAAUUCUUCAGUUGAUAUCCACUGGAGAAGAUGGAUCCAAACGUUCUGGUAUUAUGGUCCCCAUACCUCAAUAUCCUCUUUAUUCAGCAACAAAUGCUGAAUAUAACGCCUAUCAGAUUGAUUACUACUUAGAUGAAUCAAAUGGAUGGGACCUAAGUAUUGAACAGUUGGAAGAAGCUUUAAAAAAAUGCAAUGAUAAAUGUAUUCCACGUGCUUUGGUAGUAAUCAAUCCUGGCAAUCCAACAGGUCAAUUACUAUCAAAAGACACAAUUACAAAAGUUUUAAAAUUCGCUUACAAACAUAAUUUAGUUGUGUUAGCCGAUGAAGUUUAUCAACAUAAUAUUUAUUCACCAGAUACAGGAUUCAUCUCAUUUAAACGCGCUUUAUAUGAUAUUGGCGGAAGGAUUUCCAAUGAAUUACAGUUAGCAUCAUUUAUGUCAUGUAGUAAAGGCUAUAUGGGAGAAUGUGGUCUUCGCGGUGGAUAUUGUGAACUUGUGAAUUUUCCUGAAGAUGUUCAACAACAAUUAUAUAAAUCCCUUUCAGCUCGACUAUGUUCUUCAUUAUUGGGUCAACUAACAAUGGAUGUGGUUGUAAAUCCUCCAAAACCUCAUGAACCAUCUUACAAUUCAUUUAUGAAAGAAAAAUCAUCAGUACUAGAAGAACUUAAACAAAAAGCUGAACUCACUACAAAAUCAUUAAAUUCACUUCAAGGUUUUUCAUGUAAUCCAAUCACUGGAGCAAUGUAUGCAUUUCCACGAAUUGAUCUACCUAGAAAAGCAAUCGAAAUAGCAAAGCUAGUCAAUGUACCUUGACAUAACUUGUGAAAUUUAAUUCUGGUUGUUUAUCGAUGUUGUCUUAAACAAUUUUUUUCAGUCGAAAGGUAUGCAACCAGACUUUAUGUACUGUUUGGAAUUUUUGGAAGAAUAUGGCGUCUGUGUAGUACCAGGAUCUGGAUUCGGUCAAGUACUAGGAACUUGGCAUUUUAGAAUAACAAUUCUCCCUAGCAUUGAAGAAAUGAAACUGGUCAUGGACUAUUUAAAAGAAUUUCAUACAUCUUUUCUGACAAAGUAUUCUUGAAUCGUCUAACUAUGUGACAAUCCAUAGAGUAUCUAAAAUUUUUAUGUUAUAUACAUACAACUUUCACAUUCUCAUUCAUCAAUGUAUACACAGAUAUUUUUGUUCGUAUCCAAUCAGAAUUUUUUCUUUUUUCCUCUUUUCAGUUAUCUAUCUCUGAAUCUACUACAUUCAGCUGGUGUACUAAUGUUUAAUUCUUAUCUAUUUAGAACUUCAAUUAUCAAACAAGGUUACGUAGUAAUCAGGGGAUUCUUAUCUAACUCCCUGAAUAUUAUGUAACCUUGUUUGAUAAUUAGAGUCUUGAAUCACUUUAUGAUGUAAUCUAUUCUAUCCUUUUGUUUAUUUAUUUAUCUAUCUAAAAAACAAUCGAUUGAUUAAUAGUUUAUACAAAAAAAGAAUGAUGAUUUAAAUGGUUUAGUAAUUUCCAAUUAAUUCCUACAUUAAUGUAUGUGCCCAUCCAAACCUUGCUAAACUGAUCACAGUUAAUUAACGCUUAUUGUGUGUUUUUUUUUAGAAUUUUUUUCUGUUCACCUUCUUGUACUUUUUAUCAUGUGGAAAAGUAUAAAUAAUUUAUCAUAUUAAUUGAUAUUUAAUUAUUUCUGUUCUAAACUGAUAUCACAUGAAACUAACAUUAGAAACCAAAAAAUAUAGUAAAUAAUUAUUUCCUUAUCCUUAACCUGUUUAUGGAAUAGAAUCUAUAAUUCCAACGGAUUACUUAAUUAAUAUUUCAUUGAUUAUGUUGACUCUAAAAAAAUGUUCCAUCCGUUUUUGUGAACCUACUCAACAACAACAACAACAACAACAAAAACAUUUAAAAAACGUAAAAGUAAUUUACUCUUUCUUGUAAAUGAUCAAAAUCAGGAUGAAUAUAAUGCUAGGAUUAUUUAGUGAUUUAUUUGAACACAUACAUAUUGGUACAAAAGGGCACUGAAUACAUAUACGCCACACAAAUCUCAUUUGAUUUGUGUGUGGGCUGUGAUACUGCCUGGGUGCCCACACCGAAGCAGGUGAUUUUCUUAGGGGGCCACACCUGGAGCCUUCGACCUAAAGGUCUGGUCCACAAGGCAAUGGAGCAUCGUUGGGAGAUGCAGUCCCAUGGUAGCCAGUGACAAACGAUUGUUUCAUAUGCAAUGUGUCUCCUCAGGAUACUGGAGCCCAUAUGCACCAUUGGUUUGGAAUCAGGGUUUUCCAACUUCCCUAAGUGGACUUUCCGUGUCCAACAACCCAGUUAAAGCGCCGAACAUUCACUUUUCUUCCUCUCAAUUUCGUAAACAACACCAUUGCUGCGAGAAGGCAGUGAGUAGGACUUACUUGGAAAUUAAAUGGUAACCCUCCUACAUUCAUCACCUAACAUCAAAUCCAUUUCUGAAAAUCUUGUCCAAGUUAAGAUCUCCGAAAAUAUUUUUUAAAGAACUCACUAAAAACAAAUUUACCAUUCAGUCAAUGAUUUGAAAGCUCGGGACGUGUCAGAAACUUCGAUUAGUCUUAUUAACUAUCUAAUUAACUACAGUACUAUUGGAAGUAAUCGUCACAUUUUAGUAAAGCAAACAAAAAAAUCGACUUAAUAUUCAUUAUUUCCACGAAACUUACCAAGCUAUUUAUUGAGCACUAUAAUAAAAACCCUUCAAAUGUGAUAAAUAUUGUUUAUACAGAGAAUAAAACAAAUCACAUAUUCAAUGUAUACAUGUAUCUUAAUGUUGAUGUGUGUACGAUUUAAGCGUGUUCAUCACCAGGUAUUAGUAACCGAGGGAUCAAUAAAUAUCAGGGAGCACUAGGUGGUUCUAUAAAUCUUCAACGGAUACCUAAGCAUGACAGUUAUUCACAGACUAGAUCACCAAAUACCUAGACUGAAUAUUAUAAACCUCUUACCCCUUCCUUCCUUCAUUUUUAUUUAUUUUCCUUAUUAUCAUUAUUUGUCAUUAUCUAUAUCUUAAUCUUCAUAUCCAACAUUCCCAAUUUGUUGACCGUAAUUACCUUGAUAACACCCCCCCUUAUUAUAUUCACACAACAUUAUUAUUAUUAUUAUCUCAGUUGACAAAAUUAUUUUCAAUUUUGCAAUAGUACUAUUAUAUUAUCUUAUUGUGACUGAACAAUUUACUGACCUUUAUUGAAUGACCUUUCUAAUUUGCAAAUAUUACAAUUUUUUGAAGUAUAUAUAUAUAUAUAUAUCGUAACAGAUGCAAACGUUCACCAUUUUUAACACAUAACAUUGUCAAACUCAUUAAAACAUGCCUUAAUUUUGGUCUUUGUAAAAUAUCAUAAAUAUGGACUUAUAACUGUAGAGCCUGAUGAUGAAGUUAUUGAAAACAAUUGUUCGCUCAAAUAUUCUUCGUUUUAGACUAAUAUUGGUUCAAACUUCUAUGAAUAAUACCUUUUCAAGUAAAUAAAGAUUAUUGAUGAUAAAAUUUCGACAACAGACAUUUACUUUAUUCUUAACGAGCCAAUUAUCUCAUCUGCUCUUAGAAAAAGUAUCUUAACCUAACAGUUACAAUAGGAUCGUCUUUGAACUGAAUGAAUCAUUACAAGAAUCUUGCACUAAUGAGAAACAAGUUAUAAUAUUUUCGAUCAUUUCAGUAAGCAUAAAUAGUCUUUUAUUUAUCAUGUAAUUAUGAAGGCCCCAGUAUAGACUGUCAAGUUUAGUACAGUAGUGUACGUCUUCCUUUGAAUGGUGCUACUUUACUUCUUGGCGAUCAUAUGAUCAAUAUUUAUUAAAACAUUUGUCCUACUGUUAUGAAGGACAUUGAAACCUCGAUGAUAGUAGUUUAUUCGUAAACUAAUCAUGAUUUUAUUCAAGUACUUACAAAUCAUUAGUAGUAUAAAGUUUUAUAACAAAAUUUAUUCUCAAGCGACUAUUUCAGUGGGCUUAGAUAAAUUCUAAAACACCGCUCUGGUUAGAUAUGUAGUGUUAUGGCCCAAAGCCGCAAAUCAGAAGCAGAGAAUUAUCGAUCGAACCAAAGACGCGUGAAACACGUGCGAGCAGCCUAGAGUCCUGAUUGGCCCUACUUUCCGCCUAGCCCAGCCAGUUAGGUCCAGAACACCAGUCUCAGCCUAUGUAAUAUGAAUCAUUAUAUUUCAAACAUACUGAGUUUAUAUACCAAUCAAACAGACCACAACGUACCAAUAAAAUAUGAAACAACAUUUGUACAAGAUUUGGCCAAAUGUGUCUAUGAAUGAGGGAGGUAGUAAUUAAUAUACUGGGUAUAACUCGAGAAUGGUAAAACGUAUAAUAAUAAUAGGUUAUGGGUCAAAAUAAAGCUUAUAAUAAGCGGAAUAUGAAUAUGCAUAGUUUAGUUAUUUAAUAAUUAUACAAUAGAAAUAUACGUUUAGUAUUGAUCCACCAACAGAUUCCAAAAGUUACCAUUCAUCACUCUUGUCGGGACAUAACAUGUAACAAUUGAUAAAAUUACAACCUGCUUUGCCAGUGAUAUUGUUAGAAGCACAAACACAACGACUGGAGACUAGGAUCUCUUAUUAUUCCAUCAAUAUGAUUUUGAGAAGAAAUGAAAAGUUAGCAAAGAAAAUUUCUAUUACAACGAUAUUCUGUAAUAAAGAUUUGCAGUCUCACUUAUGUCUAUUUAGCAAACAUAGUCUAUUACAAAAACCAAAACAGAUUAGGUAGUUGAUUGUUUGGAAAUUUUCAGAAUCACAAUAGGGUUAUUUAUAGGUCUAAAGAUUGAAGAAAAGUAGAAGGAUGAAAAUAAUAUCCAUAGCAGAAAUAUGUGAAACAAUCGUCCACAUAAUAGAUAUGCAAGAGAAAUAUAACACAUGAAAUCUACAGGUUAUGAUUUUCGCUAGCUUUAAUUCCAUCGGUUUGAGUAUUUUGAUGACUUUGAAGAAUAAUUCUGGUGUGGCAAAGUGACUAGAAUCUGUAAGAUGUUCCAAAAUCAGAAGAUUAUCUAUUUUGAAUAUUUUUCACAUUUACUUAAUAGUCCCACCACUAUUAUAGGAAAAAAAUAAUUACCCAAACAACUCAUAUCACACAAGAAAAGCAGAAAGUUACGCAUAUCGUUUUCAAACAUUAAUUUUAUGUGAAUUGAAACAACUUCAAGUUAUUGUAUAGAACAAGCGUUGAGAACAGCUACAA